AACCCACAAACAUGAAACUGUUAGUAGCAGUAGCAUUCCUGUGCCUAGCUUCGGCUUACUGCUGGGAGUUAGAUGAGGAGAAGGAUCUUGUGGCAGCAGCCAGUGGAAAGGGUGGGAAGGGCAGUCACCAUGAAGAAGGAGGCGGCCAUCACCACCAUGCCGAGCAUCACCAUGACCAUGGACACAAGGGACACAAAGGACACCAUGGACACCACCACCACCAUAAGGGCGAUCAUGGUCACCAUGGACAUCACCACAAAGGAGAACACCAUCACGAACAUGGCGGUCACCACAAGAAGCACUGGGAUGAGCACGACCACCAUGGCGACCACCAUGAACAUGGACACCACCACAAGGGCGGCAAACACGGCCAUCAUGAACACCACGAUAAGGGAGAACACGUUGAUGGUUACCACAAGAAAUACCAUAAGGACAGCUUCCACAAGGACCAUCACUUCUAUGACGGCGACCACAAGGAAGGCAAGCACCAUAAGCAUGGCCAUCACCAUGGACACCACGAAGAUAAGGGAGGACACCACAAGAAGGGCGGUCACCACGAACAUGGACACCAUGAGCAUCAUCACGGGCAUCACGGACACCAUGACAAGCACCAUCACGGUCAUGACGAUAAGGGACAUCAUGGCCAUCACGGUCACGAUGAACAUCAUCAUCAUCACCACGACCAUGGCAAGAAGGGAGGUCAUGGAGACCACAAGGACUGGGGCUUCCACCAUGGUAAACACUAAAGCGCUGAACAUAGACUGUGAUAUUAUUUUAUAUUUUUGUUACGAGUUUUUGUUAGUUUUUUAUAAAUUAUUGUAUAAGCUUCGUUACAAAAAUGUGUUAAUAAAGUUGUUAUAAUAUUUG
Molecule: messenger RNA, 867 nt
Organism: Helicoverpa armigera (cotton bollworm)
Lineage: Eukaryota; Metazoa; Arthropoda; Insecta; Lepidoptera; Noctuidae
Product: histidine-rich glycoprotein
Exons: 1
Coding region: 12-746 (244 amino acids)
Source: RefSeq, a predicted model, not a curated record